ACAUCAAGAGGCGGCCCCAGCACCCCCCUUCUUCUGCCCCCCGCCCCCGAGCCGCGGCCAUGGACCCGGCAGAUCCGGCCUGCCCCGGCUCAGCUCAACACCUGAUUUCGACCCAACAUCCAACAUCCAGGGGCGUCGUGGGACCACGGGAAGAAUGUGUGAAGCCAGGGCCAUCCUGAAGAACCCAGGUGAGGUGACCAUUCUGGCUGCUAGCGUGACCAUUCUGGCUGCCAGCCUGGGUGAGGAGGCAGAGACAGCCUGCCCGGUGUCUCUCACGUGUUCCCAGGGCCCGAUGUCAGAGGCCAUGGACCAGCCCGCUGGGAGUCCUGGAAAGCCGAGGCCUGGAGAGGGUGGUGACAGCGGCACGGAGCCGGGCACCUGCCAGGAGCUGCUGCACCGACUUCGGGAGCUAGAGGCAGAGAACUCGGCACUUGCCCAGGCCAAUGAAAACCAGCGGGAGACCUAUGAGCGCUGUCUAGAUGAGGUUGCCAACCAUGUGGUGCAGGCACUGCUAAACCAGAAGGACCUGCGGGAGGAGUGCAUCAGGCUGAAGAAGAGGGUGUUUGACCUGGAACGGCAGAACCAGAUGUUGAGCGCCCUGUUUCAGCAGAAACUCCAGCUGACGACGGGCUCCCUCCCUCAGAUCCCACUAACGCCGCUCCAGCCGCCAUCAGAGCCCCCGGCCUCCCCCUCCCUGAGCUCUGCCGAGGGACCGACCACCUCGCUGCCUCUGGGGCACUGUGCAGGGCAGAGAGAGGUAUGUUGGGAGCAGCAGCUACGGCCAGGAGGCCCAGGACCCCCGGCCGCCCCACCGCUGGCCCUGGAUGCCCUGUCCCCGUUCCUUCGAAAGAAAGCGCAGAUCCUGGAGGUGCUGAGAGCCCUGGAAGAGACCGACCCCUUGCUGCUUUGCUCGCCUGCCACCCCGUGGCGACCUCCCAGCGAGGGUCCUGGCUCCCCAGAGCCCAUCAAUGGCGAGCUGUGUGGCCCACCCCAACCCGAACCCUCCUCCUGGGCCCCCUACCUGCUCCUAGGCCCUGGUAGCCUGGGAGGCCUGCUACACUGGGAGCGCCUCUUGGGGGGCCCAGGGGAGGACGAGGGUGCUGGGCGGAUCUGGGGCCCUGGCAGGGGCCCCUCCCAGGCUCCAGGCACUGGCUCUGGGCCCCCCUGUGCCCCAGGCAGCAGCUCCUCCUCCUCCUCUGAUGAGGCGGGUGACCCCAAUGAGGCACCCAGCCCGGACACCCUACUUGGGGCCCUGGCCCGCAAACAGUUGAACCUGGGCCAGCUCCUUGAGGACACAGAGUCUUACCUGCAGGCCUUCUUGGCCGGGGCUGUGGGCCCACUCAGCGGGGACCCGCCAGGUCCCGGGCAGCCAUCUUCUCCAGAACAGGGGCCCCCACAGCUGUCCAAGUCCAAAGGCCUCCCCAAGUCAGCUUGGGAUGGGGUUACUCCAGAGGCCCAGAGGCCAGGCUUUGGUGCUACCUCAGAGGGCCAGGGGCCCCUCCCCUUCCUCAGCAUGUUCAUGGGUGCGGGUGAUGCCCCCCUGGGCUCACGGCCUGGCCACCCCUACUCCUCAUCUCAGGUGAAAAGCAAGCUCCAAAUUGGCCCCUCUUCUGGGGAAGCCCAGGGGCCACUUCUGCCCUCUCCAGCCAGAGGUCUCAAGUUUCUAAAGCUGCCUCCAGCUUCGGAGAAGGUCCCCAGCCCAGGAGGCCCCCAGCUCAGCCCCCAGCUUCCCCGGAACUCCCGAAUUCCCUGUCGAAACAGUGGCUCUGAUGGCAGCCCCUCCCCACUACUGGCCCGCAGGGGUCUGGGUGGAGGAGAGCUAUCCCCGGAGGGAGCACAGGGCCUGCCCACCAGCCCUUCCCCCUGCUCCGCAGCUCUGGACUCUGCACAGCUCAGACCACCCCCGCCAGCCUUGUCUACCACACUGUCCCCGGGACCCGUGGUUUCUCCCUGCUAUGAGAACAUUCUGGACCUUUCCCGGAGCACCUUUAGGGGGCCUUCCCCAGAGCCACCUCCAUCCCCACUGCAGGUACCCACCUACCCACAAUUAACUCUGGAGGUGCCACGGGCCCCUGAGGUCCUCAGAAGUCCUGGAGCUCCCUCCAGCCCUUGCCUCCCAGAACCCUGCACCUAUGGGAGUGCCCAGGAGAAGAGUCUGGACAAAACUGGCUCGGAGUCUCCCCAUCCUGGCCGCCGGACCCCCAGCAGCUCAUCCAAGAAACCCAACCAGGGGGCCGGGCGGCGCCCUGGGGAUCCUGGCUACACCCCUCUGCGGGACAGACUGGCGGCCCUGGGGAAACUGAAGACUGGCCCCGAGGGGCCAGAGAAGAAUGGGGUGCCAGCCAAGCCUGGCACCGAGAAGGCCCGGGGAGCAGGGAGGUCUGGGGAGAGCCCUGGAGACAUGGCGCCUCCCACCCCCAGGCCUCCUGAGGGGCCAGAAGCCAAGGGGGCCCUGCGGGGGGCAGUGGCCUUGGGCACGAGCAGCCUGAAGCAGCAAGAACCUGGGCUCCUGGGAGACCCCGGGGCCCGCAUCUACUCCUCCCACUCCAUGGGGGCCCGGGUGGACCUGGAGCCCGUCUCACCACGGAGCUGCCUCACCAAAGUGGAGCUGGCCAAGAGCCGGCUGGCAGGGGCCCUGUGCCCCCAGGGACCCCGCACCCCUGCCAAAGCACCAACCUCAGCCCCCAGCCUUGGCAAGCCCAGUAAGAGCCCCCAUGGCAGCCCGACGAAGCUGCCUUCCAAGUCACCCACCAAGGUGGUACCGCGCCCUGUGGCCCCACCGACCACCAAGGAGCCCCCGAAGCCUGACAAGGGGAAGGGCCCUCCUUGGGCUGACUGUGGCGGUGCUCCGGCCCAGUCUAUGGCCCCCACCCCCGGCCCUGCAGACCCCAGCCAAGGCCCAGAGGGCCGGGCCCCACACUCAGCCAUCGAGGAGAAGGUGAUGAAGGGCAUUGAGGAGAACGUGCUGCGGCUGCAGGGCCAGGAGCGGGCGCCGGGCACCGAGGCCAAGCACCGCAACGCCAGCAGCAUCGCCAGCUGGUUCGGCCUGAAGAAGAGCAAGCUACCGGCACUGAACCGCCGCACCGAGACCGCCAAGAGCAAGGAAGGGGCCGGCGGGGGCUCCCCGCUCCGGAAGGAGGGCAAGAUGGAAGCCCGGAAGCUGGAGGCCGAGAGCCUCAACAUCUCCAAGCUGAUGGCUAAGGCAGAAGACCUGCGCCGGGCCCUGGAGGAGGAGAAGGCCUACCUGAGCAGCAGGGCCCGGCCACGGCCUGGAGGCCCAGCCCCGGGACCGAGUACCGGGCUGGGGCAGGUGCAGGGCCAGCUGGCUGGCAUGUACCAGGGCGCAGACACCUUCAUGCAGCAGCUCCUCAACAGGGUGGAUGGCAAGGAGCUGCCGCCCAAGAACUGGCGGGAGCCCAAACCCGAGUAUGGCGAUUUCCAGCCAGUGUCCUCUGACCCCAAGAACCCCUGGCCAGCCUGUGGGCCUCGAAAUGGCCUGGUGGGGCCUCUUCAGGGCUGUGGAAAACCUCCUGGAAAGCCGAACAGCGAGUCAGGAAGGCGGGAAGAGAUGCCCUCAGAGGACAACCUGGCUGAGCCAGUGCCCACCUCACACUUCACAGCCUGUGGCUCCUUGACUCGAACCCUGGACAGUGGCAUUGGGACCUUUCCACCCCCAGACCAUGGCAGCAAUGGGACCCCCAGCAAGAAUCUUCCCAAGACAAAGCCACCACAGCUGGACCCCCCACCCGGAGUGCCCCCGGCUCGGCCCCCACCCCUUACCAAAGUCCCCCGCCGUGCCCACACGCUGGAGCGUGAGGUGCCGGGCAUAGAGGAGCUGCUGGUGAGCGGGCGGCACCCUAGCAUGCCGGCCUUCCCCGCGCUGCUCACCGCCACUCCCGGCCACCGGGGCCAUCAGCCCUGUCCUGAUGAUCCCUGUGAAGACCCAGGUCCUCCCCCUCCCGUCCAGCUGGCUAAGAACUGGACUUUCCCCAACGCAAGGGCAACCAACAGCUCCACUGACCCUUUUCUUUGCCCAUCCCGACAAUUGGAGGGGCUGCCCAGGACCCCCAUGGCCCUGCCCGUGGACCGGAAGCGGAGCCUGGAGCCCAGCCGCCCAGCCCCUCCACCCCAGGGCCCAGCAUUCGGAGGUAGCCGCACACCCAGCACGUCGGACAUGGGCGAGGAAGGGAGAGUGGCCAGUGGGGGUCCCCCAGGUUUGGAGACCUCAGAGUCUCUCAGCGACUCCCUCUACGAUUCGCUCUCCUCCUGUGGGAGUCAGGGCUGAGGGGCUACGCCGCACGAUGGCCCCUCUCUGGAGUUGGAAACCACUGACUGGACCAGCUCUCCUCGUGCCCCAUCCCUCGGGGCAGGUGGGGCCCCUCCCUGCAGGGACCAAGAAGGCAGAUGGAUCAGAAGGUGAAGGGGGUCCCUGACAC
This is a messenger RNA of Lutra lutra (Eurasian river otter), 4436 nucleotides long. RefSeq names its product NCK associated protein 5 like (gene NCKAP5L). The record is from RefSeq and is a predicted model, not a curated record. NCBI's taxonomy places the organism in Eukaryota, Metazoa, Chordata, Mammalia, Carnivora, Mustelidae. Gene Ontology annotation, cellular component: microtubule plus-end. Gene Ontology annotation, biological process: microtubule depolymerization; microtubule bundle formation. The transcript is spliced from 14 exons. Bases 155 to 4285 code for a protein of 1376 amino acids.